GUGAAGCCUUUAGAUGUUCUUACUCUCCCCUCCAGGCCAGUGAGAUGCUGCUGUUCAAUAAGAAGCUGACGGCGGUUCAGGCCUGCGAGCUCGGCCUGGUCACCGAGGUUUUCCCCGACAGCAGCUUCCAGUCGGAGGUUUGGACCCGACUGAAGGCCUACGCCAAGCUGCCUCCCAACUCUCUGUCUCUCUCUAAGCAGCUGAUCCGGUCGAUGGAGAAGGAGCGUCUCCACGCGGUGAACGAUGCGGAGGUGGAGCGUCUGGUGGAGCGCUGGAUGUCGGACGAGUGUUUCAACGCCGUCAUGAGCUUCUUCCAGGCUAAAGCCAAACUCUGAGUGUGUGGUUGUCUUGUUGGGGGGCCUUUUCUGUAUGAAGAUCGCAGGUCGAGUGGGGACCACAGACGGGUCCUGAUAGAGUUAGGGGAGAGUUAAGGGUAGAGGUAUCUGCACUGUGUGUGUUUCUGACGAUGAUAAAUAGUCUUUCAUUGUAAACUGUGGUAGAAGCAGAAACAUCGACAUAUUCCAACAUAAUUCUUCUACAUGUUUUUUAUUUGCUCUGAGAAAUUGAGCUGAUUAGCUCUUCGCCACUGAAGUCAGCGAAAGAACGAAUGGGUUCUUUGAUUUUUAAGUGACUUUGUUGCGUUGGCUGAUUUUCUCACGUUAAGAUCAAUUCAGGAUUAGAGUUCCACACAGGAGACGCCGCCUGGUCCGCUGAUUAUCCACAGCUGCUGCGUUUACGUCCUGCAGCUCGUCGGUGUUUAACCAGUGACUCUGUUAACUGGAGGCUUUAUUCAGCUGAAAGGGUUAACAGAGGGAGAGUGGAGCUGAGCGGGAACUGAGAUUAAACUUCGUCCCUCACAAACUAAUUAGUGAAAACAAUAAUAGAUGGUAAUAUCGCACUGUUGAGCCUCCCUAAAUCUCCACAGGUUGAAAUCCCUUCACAACAACAGCUCUACUUUCACGGUUGGUUUUUAUUUUGUAGCUGGAACAAAUCUCUUCUUCAAGUUUGUCCGUCUGUAGACUUGAAUCAUGAUCUAACGUGUGUAACAUGAAGAACUCACUGUGUAUUUGAACUGUUAAAGUGCCUUAAACACUCUGUAACAUCAGGUUCAAACCCGUGCAAUAAAAGUCAGAAUUGGUACUAAUUCA
Messenger RNA from Morone saxatilis (striped sea-bass), 1148 nucleotides. RefSeq names its product enoyl-CoA delta isomerase 2 (gene eci2). The transcript is spliced from 2 exons. The record is from RefSeq and is a predicted model, not a curated record. NCBI's taxonomy places the organism in Eukaryota, Metazoa, Chordata, Actinopteri, Moronidae. Bases 45 to 335 code for a protein of 96 amino acids.